CGAGAAAGAGGCAAGCCUGUGCCGUCGUCCAGACGGCCCCCCAUGUUACCUAAAUGUAGCGUAGCCUUAUAACUUACCUACCGGUAUAACUCUCCUGAAGACUCUCCUCGGCUCACCAUGCCAAACUGGCAGCUUGGGCCUUGGCUUCAGUCUCCACUGUCAGAUCGGGUUGCCAUUGUUUCGCGCCUUCCCCUCCUGCAGGGGCGCACGGAAUCCUUGGUUAGAGAGUUGGGUUAGAUGUCUGGUUAGUAGUGUACCUUUCUUUCAAGGCUUUCUGCCCCUCACAAAUCAGCUGAGGAGCCGAGUAAGUGUACUCCUCAGGAUAAUCCGUUUUCCAUAAAGCCAUUGUUUCGCGCAAGCUAGCUAGCGAAAUGGUGUAGGACCAAGUGUUUAAAUAGACCUUUCAGGGCUAAUUGCUGUUGCUGCAGUGCUGCUGUUGCUGGAGCCUGUGUGAUGCUCCUCUCGUGCUGCUAUAGUCAAGUCCAUCAGCAACUUUGGCACGCUGCGAAGUGAAUGAUCAGCAGAAUGAGGUAUGAUUAAGAGAUCAGCAGGCAGGCGAGAACAGGGUAGCAGUCCCUGUACAGGACACCUUCUUCCUAGCAGGGGAACGUGGGAACGUAAUUUGCCACUAUGACGUCUUCAAGUGCAAUUGUGCGGCAGGGAUUGAGGAUGGGUCCACUUUCAGUGGUGGCAGUGAACAAUGAUUCUGACAAGCAGGGUUUGCCUGCACGGUCCGUACCAUCACCAGGGCAAACGAAACUACGAGACGAGUCGCAUGCGGUUACCAACAAAAAGCAUGGAGAAACUGUGAUUGAAAACGUUACUUGGAGGCAGUUCUCGAACCUGGAGGGGAACCUGAAGAAAAGCAUCAGGGGCUUGGACCGUAGGCUAGACGAUCUUACUGGGUCGUUGGCCGGACCGGGGCUAGAGGCGCAGAUUGCCGAGAAUUAUGGAUUGGUGUUUCAGGAGUUCAUCGGCCUACAGUCACGCUAUGUUCCGAAAGACGAGCGUCGGAAAGAUGCGGAGUGGGCGGCUGAGUACGGGGUCAUUACAAAAUCGGAAGCAGCAGAAGCUCUGAGGAUUGACAUUGUUGUCGAUUGUGGGAAGCAGAGUGGGAAGCCGGGGCUGUCGGAGUUUUUGAUUGGGGAGAUUAGUAUACGGAUCGGCAUGAAAGAUGCAACACGAGCUGUCCGGCGCGCUGAGCUAUGGGAGAAGGUGUACGGGAAGUUGAAUGUAAAAUGUCGACCGGCGGUUCUAGGGAAGAAGGUCUCGAGAGAAGUGAGAAAAGGGAUCGAAGAGAAAGGGGUUCUUGUAAUUCUUCUGGAAGAUUGAAGUAGGGUCUUGUGACACGAAUUGUAAAUAUGGACCAUGAAGAGUGGAUAUAUCAGCUGGCCCAAUAGAGCAUUUACCACAGAUGCGAAGUGCGGACAAAUAUUAUACAGAAGAUGGAGGCUUUGGAACUCACACUAACAUCUAGCUAUGGAACUUCAGUGAAGCCGAUCGUACAUGCUUGAUCGAAGGAGGGCAUGGUGUCAAAUUCGGAAUGCUGCAAGUAGCUUGAUUUAGAGUCAAGGGCCUUAGAAGAAGUUCAACUUGGUAUUAAACUCAAAGAAGCUGCAACAUGAUAGUCCAAAUCAUCCACAUGACAUGAGCCUUGUUCUGCUUGAAAUCAGGCUCCAUUGAAUAGCGU
Molecule: messenger RNA, 1690 nt
Organism: Klebsormidium nitens
Lineage: Eukaryota; Viridiplantae; Streptophyta; Klebsormidiophyceae; Klebsormidiales; Klebsormidiaceae
Source: the annotation of a GenBank genome assembly